UGUAAGAUGACACACGUCACACACAUAAAGUAAACAAUAGUUACAUUUUAUGAAAACAAAACAUGAUUGGUAAUGACAGAAGGACAAAUUUUUCAGCAAUUACUAUCGAAUCGGACACUGCUGUUAGCGGCUGGAAAGGGCGGCGUCGUCAAUCUCCAUGGAGAUCUUGGAACAGAUUGUCCCGACUUCAAAAAAGUGUGAUAUGUUUUCUUCUGAUUCUUAGUCUUGCCAGUGGAGUUUAUAUAACAGCAAUAUAUCGUGAUUUAGAAAACGAUGAACUCGAUAUGUUGGCUAAACGGCACAUGGCCAGAAAACACAUGGAAAACAUGAGUGCUGCUGAUCCAGAAAACAUGGCAAAAGAAAGGAAGGUUAACAUGGCUAAACUAAAGCAAAAGGCAAGACACCAGCUCGAUGACAUUAUGAAAAAAGUGAAAGCUGAUGAUGAAGUCAGAAGAGUUACAAAAAAACGAAAAAAAAUUCGACAUGAUAUAAAACGCUUACCAGUGGCUGAUGAGGCCAAAAAGAAUGUUGAUGUACAACUGAAAUCUCCAGUUGAACAGAAAGUUGAAAAAGAAAAGGCUGUAGUAGAUAAAGAUAGAUAUGAUUUAUUUAAAGCUGCUCAGAAUCAGACUAAAAAACAGAAGGUGAUAGUAAAGGCAUUCCUUCAUGCAUGGAAUGCCUACAAGAAGUAUGCAUGGGGUCACGAUGAGUUUCAUCCAAUAAGCAAGACCCACACAGAAUGGUUUGGGGUUGGCUUGACCUUGGUGGAUUCACUUGACACACUGGCUAUUAUGGGACUCAAGAAAGAAUUUGAUGAAGCACGUGAAUGGGUUGCAAACAGUUUGACAUUUGAAGUGAACAGAGAUGUGAACCUGUUCGAAAUCACAAUUCGAGUUCUAGGAGGACUGCUCAGCACAUAUCACUUAACGGGAGAUGAUCUGUUUAAACAAAAGGCUAUAGAACUAGGGAACAGGCUGUUACCAUGCUUCAACACACCGUCAAAAGUGCCAUAUUCAGAUGUCAACUUGCUGACGGGCAGAGCGCAUGCUCCACAAUGGGGACCAGACAGCAGCACGUCGGAGGUGACCACACUGCAGCUGGAAUUUAGGGAUCUGAGUAGAGUGUCUGGGGAAAAGAAAUUUGAGGAUGUUGUUCACUCUGUUUCAAUGCAUGUGCAUGAUCAACCCAAAGACAUGGGGUUGGUGCCGACAUUCAUUAAUGCCCAGAGUGGCAGUUUCCGGACAUCUGGGACGAUCACGCUCGGGGCACGUGGCGAUAGUUACUACGAGUACCUGCUCAAACAGUGGAUACAGAGUGGCAAGAAACUCGAAAUCUUUAAAGAAGAUUAUGUGACUGCUGUUGAUGGAAUUCAGAAGAAGCUUGUGAGAAAGUCCGAGCCAAGCAAGCUGAUCUUCAUUGGAGAACUACUUGCUGGAAAGUCGUUCAGUCCGAAAAUGGACCACUUGGUGUGUUUCAUUGCUGGCACACUAGCACUAGGAACUCACUUUGGACUGAGUAAAGACCAUCUACAACUGGGCAAGGACGUGGCAUACACCUGUUACCAGACAUACGUGCGCAUGCCAACCAGACUGAGUCCAGAAAUAACUUACUUCAACAUGGCCCCUGGUGCUCAGGAUGAUCUUAUUGUUAAGCCACUUGAUGCACACAAUCUUCUGAGGCCAGAGACGGUGGAAAGCCUUUUCUAUCUCUAUCAUAUCACUGGUGAUAAAAAGUACAGGGACUGGGGCUGGCAGAUCUUUCAAGCCUUUGAAAAGUAUACCAAGGUUGCUGAUGGGGGUUACUCAUCCAUCAAUAAUGUUAAAAACAAGGGAAAUCCUGGUUUCCGGGACAAGCAGGAAUCCUUUUUUCUUGCAGAGACUUUAAAAUAUUUCUAUUUAUUAUUUAGUGAUGAUAAAAAUCUGUUGCCUUUUGACAAGUAUGUUUUUAAUAGUGAAGGACACCCAUUACCCAUCAACUGGUCAUAGCAGUAGUGUUUUGUAUGUGGGUGUGUGCAUGAAUAAAGAAGUAUAUGACCAAUACCUUACUCACCCCCAUCCAGGCAUAGAAAUAAGCAUAGUGCCUGGUAACUCAUGUACAGGUUGCAACAAACUACAGGCCUAGACCCCGUGCCACAAAGCAAUCUUAUUGCUAAGAUCACCUUAAGCACAUAACUACCUUAUGCACUUAGGUGAUCUUGGUGCUAAGAUUGCUUCAUGGAACUGGGUCCUGGUAGCCUAUAGGUUACGACACAUUUAUAAAAUUUGCAGUUCCCAUUAUAAUCCAUUCACAAAUACACUGAUACUUUUGUUACUCAUUCACAUCACUGUUCUCAUUGUACUGAUACAUAUGUGUGCAAUUUAUAAUGAUCAAUCACCAUGUUUAGUUUUGGAGAACGAAGUAACGUUCUUGACUUUCUUGAGAUGUUAUAACCUGAACAACUGUUCUUGACUUAUUUCGAUGCCUGCCAUCCCCAUGGUCCUGGGCCCCAUUCUAUGAAGCGAUCUUGGCACUAAGAUGACCUUACAUGUAUGCACUUAAAGGUGAUCUUAGUCCUAAGAUCAUUUAAUGGAACGGGGCCCUUAACAGGGGAGAUUACAUGUUUAUCUUUGGAUGAUUCACUUUCAUCGAAUUCGUAACAAUAAUUAUGUGUUUGUCAAAGACAAAUCUGAUUACACCGCAGUCUUAUCUGUUGUAAGCAAUAACAUAAUAGGUGUUACAGAUUUAGCUCUUUAUUAUACUGCAUUUGUUAUUAUUUUAAGCAUUGACAUAAUAUUUAUUACAUACUUAUUCAAUCUUACUACAGUGAUAAAGACAUUUUGAAACCGUGUAAUAAAUUUAUCCUGUAUCGCACAUGUGCAAUCUGGAUCGGAACUUUUAAAUGGGGAAUUCCCUUUUUCUUUUUACUGCAGUUAGUGUCUUUUAUUUACUUACGUCAUAUAUGAUUUACAAAUGACGUCAUAUCGUAUUUAAAACAUUACACAAGGCUGCCG
Messenger RNA from Gigantopelta aegis, 2990 nucleotides. Its product is annotated as endoplasmic reticulum mannosyl-oligosaccharide 1,2-alpha-mannosidase-like. The record is from RefSeq and is a predicted model, not a curated record. Gene Ontology annotation, cellular component: endoplasmic reticulum; membrane. Gene Ontology annotation, molecular function: calcium ion binding; mannosyl-oligosaccharide 1,2-alpha-mannosidase activity. Bases 63 to 1985 code for a protein of 640 amino acids. Gene Ontology annotation, biological process: carbohydrate metabolic process; N-glycan processing. The transcript is spliced from 11 exons. NCBI's taxonomy places the organism in Eukaryota, Metazoa, Mollusca, Gastropoda, Neomphalida, Peltospiridae.